Molecule: messenger RNA, 744 nt
Organism: Mesorhabditis belari
Lineage: Eukaryota; Metazoa; Nematoda; Chromadorea; Rhabditida; Rhabditidae
Source: the annotation of a GenBank genome assembly
AUGACAACAAAUAGAGAGGAGUGUUCUUGUAGAAAGAAACUCGUGCUUCCGCCAAUUUUACCUUGGGAAUCCGGCUCGAACAAAUUCGCUUCACAGAAAGGGGAGAGUCCGUUUGGAGCGACAAGAAACAAUGUACUGAGCCUCGAUCCACCAAAACCAAACUCCGAUCCACCGCCAUUUGUCGACAAUCGACCGAUUCCAAUCUUUGGCGGGCCUCGACCUCACCUCACAAGCACUGUAAUUAAAAUGUUAAGCGUAUUUGAUGUAUUGAAUCUUUUACAUUUCAAGAACAACGAGAAAACUUCGACGAAACGACACAAUUUUUCCCCAACUCCAUCAGAUUCAAUUAACGUCGAGAAAACUUUUAGAACACAAAAUCUAAAGAUUGAGAGCACUAGACUGCGAACGUUGAAUGAGGAAGAAGAAUUAUUGUGCAAGGCAGCGAUUCCCCGUUUUGUUUCCCCAUCAAGUUCAAUCGCAGAAAAACACGAAAAGGAAUUGAAAGAGAAUCACACUCGCCAUCGAAGCACAUGGAAUGGAGACUAUUCAGUGAUUGGAUCAGAAGAGAGACAAAGAUAUUUGGCGUGGAUUGGAGGACAGCUGACAACCGUUCGUCCGAUUGGACAACCCAAUCCAUCGAAGAAUCAAACAUAUUACGAGAGGUUGAUGUUCGAAAGAGAUCAGCAAGUCCGACCAGAGGUCCUUUCCGCAAAGCUUGAGGCUUACGCAAAUCCUUUGAAUUCA